UUCAUUUAUAACUAGAAAACAUAAUUUUUCUCAUUUAUGUACUUAAUAUUAUCAAUUUGUUCUAGUAUUCAACAUAUAAUUGAACGUUAUAAAAUUGAACCAAUUGUCGAUAAUUAUUGUCUAAAACAACAAAUAAAACCAGUAAUGGUAUCGAACAAUAAUGUGGGUAGCAUUUUAGAACAUUUUUUAUACAAAAAUUGACUUUUUUCAACAUGAAUUGAUACUCUUGUUCAUUGAAAGAAGAAAAGAUCUUAAGCUAAUUAAAAUAUAGCGAAAAAAUUUGUUCACUAUUUUAUCUUACUUUUUAGUGAAAUUUUGUUUACUCAAAUAUAAUUUUACAUGGGAAAAAUGAUGCGACUAUUCACAAUGGUUAUAUGCUGAAAUAUGGUAUAGUUGAUAAAUAUAUUAUUUUUAUUCUUUAUCGUUUAUUUUCUAUCUUUUUUUUAGUUGCAAAAACAAAGAAAUUAAAACAAUUUUAUUUUAUAUUAAACGAAAUGAAAAACGAUUACUUUACUUUGAUAGUGACAAGAAAAUAACGCCGGUUGGUUUGAUUGAUUUGUUCUGUUCCACUCUUUAUCCAUUACAUGAAACAGUAUACUCAAGGUCCUAUGGUUUCCAAUUAUCAGUUAAAACAAAUGAUUUGCAUACAUUACAUCAAUUCUUUUGUGAUUCGAAAGAAACUUACAUGUCUUGGUUAAAAUCUUUGAGUUGUCUAUGUUCAUUGGCAACAAGUUGUUUAUAUCCCACAAUGUCAUCCUUAUCAUCAUGCUAUUAUUUAUCUCGUUUAUCCAUACGUAUAAUUGAAUGUCGACCGAAAAUUGAAAAUGGUGACUGUUUUCUUUGUCUCAACGAUAUUCUCAUAGCAAAAACAUCAACAACAAAUCCAUCACAAACAUUUCUGUUUGAUAAAAUUCCAUUAGUAAAACAACAAUCUGCAAAACUAUCGCUCAUUUUUACAACUCAAUCAUCUGAUUUAACAUUGAAAGAAGAAUUAUCUCGUUUUAAUCUUGAUUUACCAUCUUCGCCUAUCAAUCAAUUUCUUUCAUUUGAUCAAUGGUAUCAUUCAACUUCGACAUCAUUAACUUUUCCAUCUACCGAUGCCGAAUGUUGUUCAAAAUUAAUUUUAUCUAAUCCACAUCUACCAUUAUCCAAAAUAUCCGUUAGACUUCAAUUUGCUCAAACAUUUUUAAAAUUAUUAUCUUCACAACAUCAACAACCACUCGGCAAUUAUUUAAAACAAUUAGCAAAAUAUGAAAUUGAACAAAUAGCAGAUAAAAUUUGUUUAUUUCGAUCAAAUUCCUUAUUUACUCUACUAAUCGAUACAUAUCUUCAUUCUACUUCAUCUCAAUAUGGACAAUUGAUUCUACAAGAAUCUAUUACCAUUUUAGAAGAAAAUAACUGUCUCCUAAGUGAAAAUAAACAAUUACUUAUGGUUCUUAUCAAAUUAAUGCUAUCUAAUUUUGAUUUAUAUCUUAAUUUUCUCUCUCGACAAAUUCGUAUUAUAUUUGCUUAUUUAUUUACACAAGCAAAAAUCAAAUAUCCACAAGAUAAAUAUUUACCUUAUCGAACAAUAACAAAUUUAUUAAUUUUAAGAUUUUUGGGACCAUUAUUAUUGAAUAAACCUCAACAACAACAAGACAAUUUACAUUCAUCACUGAUUUAUCUAACAAAAAUGUUAAAUACAACUGCCAGUCUCAAUUUUAAUACAAAUAAACCAUUGUCACCAUCUCAACCACUUGAUGCUGAAUUAAAUAUAUUUUUAUCAGAACAAAAAGAUGUUUUAAUUCAAUUUAUUGACAAUCUAAUUCAAAUUGAUGAUGAUCCUAGUGAUUUAGAUAAAAUUGAAGAGAAUGAUGAUUCAGUAUAUGAUUAUGUUUAUUUUUAUCAUUUAUGUUUACAAAAAAAACAAUUUAUUUUAACAGACAAUGAAAAUGAUUUACAAGAGAAAGAUAAAAGACAAUUUGAAUCAAAUUUAAAUCAAAUAACAAAAACAUUAGACAAUAAUUAG
Molecule: messenger RNA, 2008 nt
Organism: Didymodactylos carnosus
Lineage: Eukaryota; Metazoa; Rotifera; Eurotatoria; Philodinida; Philodinidae
Source: the annotation of a GenBank genome assembly